This is a messenger RNA of Panthera uncia (snow leopard), 1357 nucleotides long. RefSeq names its product enoyl-CoA hydratase, short chain 1 (gene ECHS1). The transcript is spliced from 8 exons. Gene Ontology annotation, biological process: fatty acid beta-oxidation. NCBI's taxonomy places the organism in Eukaryota, Metazoa, Chordata, Mammalia, Carnivora, Felidae. Gene Ontology annotation, molecular function: enoyl-CoA hydratase activity. Bases 42 to 914 code for a protein of 290 amino acids. Gene Ontology annotation, cellular component: mitochondrion. The record is from RefSeq and is a predicted model, not a curated record.
GGGGCGGCUCCGCGGGGCGGGGCGACUCGUCCCAGAGCGCCAUGGCCGCCCUGCGCGCCCUGCUGCCCUGCCUCCGCGGCCCGCUGCGCCCCCGGCUCGGCUGCGCGGCCCUGCGCGCCUUCGCCUCGGGUGCUGACUUUCAGUACCUCAUCACAGAAAAGAAGGGGAAGGACGGCAACGUGGGGCUGAUCCAGCUGAACCGCCCCAAAGCACUCAACGCGCUCUGCAAUGGCCUGAUCAUGGAGCUCAACCAGGCACUGGACGCCUUUGAGGAGGACCCCGCUGUGGGGGCCAUUGUCCUCACGGGUGGGGAGAAGGCAUUUGCAGCUGGAGCCGACAUCAAGGAGAUGCAGAGCCGAACGUUCCAGGACUGUUACUCCAGCAUGUUCUUGAGCCACUGGGACCGACUUGCCCGGGUUAAGAAGCCAAUCAUAGCUGCUGUCAAUGGCUACGCCCUUGGUGGCGGCUGCGAACUUGCUAUGAUGUGUGACAUCAUUUAUGCCGGAGAGAAAGCCCAGUUUGCGCAGCCGGAAAUCCUACUAGGAACCAUCCCAGGUGCAGGGGGCACCCAGAGACUGACCCGUGCUGUUGGAAAGUCACUGGCCAUGGAGAUGGUCCUCACUGGUGACCGGAUCUCUGCCCAGGAUGCCAAGCAAGCAGGUCUUGUAAGCAAAAUUUUUCCUGUGGAGACACUGGUCGAAGAAGCCAUCCGGUGUGCGGAGAAAAUUGCCAGCAAUUCCAAAAUCAUAGCAGCAAUGGCCAAAGAGUCCGUGAAUGCAGCUUUUGAAAUGACAUUAACAGAGGGAAACAAGUUGGAGAAGAAGCUCUUCUAUUCAACGUUCGCUACUGAAGACCGGAAGGAAGGGAUGACUGCAUUUGUGGAAAAGAGAAAGGCCAGUUUCAAAGACCAGUGAGCGCCUCUGUCUCUGCCUUGAAGUCUCUACUUAGAGAAAAUACAGUCUGACAGUUUUAGAAGCAAAUCAGUCCUUCUCUUGUAAAGGGCUGUGUGGGUGACACUCAGCUCCUCGGGGCUCGUGCUCUCAGUGGUGGGCAGUCUGAACCCAGCGGCCGUGAGAAUCGGCAUUUGGAGUGUGUUCACGUCCUGACUAAGCAUAUUCUUCUUAAUCAGAUUCUGCUUAGGACGCCGGGGGGGCUCAGUCGGUUGAGCGUCCGACUCUUGAUUUCAGCUCAGGUCACGAUCUCACAGUUCAUGAGACCAAGCCCCACGUCGGGCUCUGCGCUAACAGCACAGAGCCUGCUUGAGGUUCUCUGUCUUGAGAGUCUGUCUCUCUCUGCCUCUUCACCCUGCUUGCGCGCACACACUCUCAAAAUAAACUGAAAAUAAUUCUGCUCAUGA